This is a messenger RNA of Acanthopagrus latus (yellowfin seabream), 2830 nucleotides long. It is a transcript of the gene rtn4r, whose product is annotated as reticulon 4 receptor. The record is from RefSeq and is a predicted model, not a curated record. The transcript has 2 exons. NCBI's taxonomy places the organism in Eukaryota, Metazoa, Chordata, Actinopteri, Spariformes, Sparidae. Gene Ontology annotation, molecular function: protein binding. Gene Ontology annotation, cellular component: plasma membrane. Bases 730 to 2133 code for a protein of 467 amino acids.
CAGUGCGGCCGACAUCCGUGCGCAUCCGCCACACUUUUUUCCCCUCUCUCUCUCUCUCUCUCUUUCUCUCUCCGUAGACUUGGGAAAUACACAGCGGGGCAGGUGAUCUCUCGGACUGGGAUAUGUGCUGCUUCUCAAAAACAAAAACAUGGAUCCAAUACUGAUUUUUUCGCCCGAAUCCUCGUUGAUUCUCUUCCCACUUGUGCGUGCACCACUUCGUUGAGCUCCUUCUUCUUCUCCUUCUUCGUCUGAUAUUUGUUUUUUUGUUGUUCUUGUUGUUCUUGUUUUGUAGGGAGGUGUCGACUGGUGCUGUCGAGUCUGCUGAUCCCAGUUUGGAUGUUUAUCUGCUGACUAUUUUUUUCUAACCCCACUCGCCUAAAAUGACUGAGCUCGGGUGCAGCCGGAGACGCGGCUCCCCACUCGGGAAGACCUACGGCUAAAGUUUGAAGGGUGCAGGGGUGUCUUUUAGGCUGUCCGUCUCCCUCUCCCCCCACCCCGACCCCCCACCCACCCGCCAACACCACCACCACCACCACCACCCCGACUCCGUGUGCUGGAUUUCUUUUCUUUUUUGUUCUUCUUCUUUUAUUUUAUUUUAUUUUUUAUUUUUUGCAAUCAAGCCCAUUACAUUGCAAUAAACAGCGGAUACUUCUAAUCUGUCCGCGCACACGCUGGGGAUUCAUUCGACUUGGAUUUAUACAGCUUCUGGAUUUCAGCCCCGUCCGAAUCAUGAAGACCGUUAUCAUUGAUGGGGGGCGACUCCUGUUUCUGGUGAUGUGGCUGAACCUUGUGCCUCAAACUGACAGCUGCCCUGCCAAGUGUGUGUGCUACAGUGAGCCCAGGCCCACUGUGGCCUGCCAACAACAAGGACUGUUUUCCAUCCCUACUGAGAUCCCCGUGCGGAGCCAGCGGAUAUUCCUCCAGAGCAACAAGCUGACGGUGGUAAGGUCCACCAGCUUCAGCUCUUGCCACAAUCUCACUGUUCUCUGGCUGUACUCCAACAACAUUAGUUACAUCGAGGCUGGAGCCUUCUACGGCUUGGAAAAACUCGAGGAACUGGACAUCGGAGACAACAGCAACCUCCGCACCAUCAGCCCUACAGCCUUCCGAGGCUUAACAAAGCUGCACACCCUCCACCUGCACAGGUGUGGCCUGUCAGAGCUCCCCGUUGGGGUUUUCAGAGGAAUGUUCUCCCUACAGUACCUUUACCUGCAGGACAAUAACAUUCUUACCCUGCAUGAUGACACUUUUCUGGACCUUGCCAACCUCACCUAUCUCUACUUGCACAAUAACAAAAUCAAGAUAGUAACGGACAAUAUGUUUCGAGGCCUAAUUAAUCUGGAUCGGCUGCUGCUACACCAGAACCGAGUUAUCUAUGUCCAACCAAGGGCUUUUACUGAUCUUGGUAAGCUGAAAUCCCUGUUCCUGUUCUUCAACAAUCUCACCGUCUUGACAGGGGAGACCAUGGACCCACUGGUGGGUCUCCAGUAUUUGCGUUUAAAUGGUAACCAGUGGAUCUGUGACUGCCGCGCGAGGACCUUGUGGGACUGGUUCAAACGUUUCAAAGGUUCAAGCUCUGAGUUGGAGUGCAGUGUUCCCGAGUUCCUGGCAGGAAAGGACCUGAAACGACUGAAAAGUGAAGACUUGGAGGGGUGUGUGGAAACGCCUCAAAUCCAGACCAAUCUCUUCAGCUCCAAGGCACAGUCUGGGAAAUUCUCUUCCACUGAAAAUCCUCUUGAGGACACCAUUCCAAGAUGUUGUCUUGGAGAUAAUGACAAGUCGUCCAUCCUGUCCGGCAAGAGCCGCCAAAUCACCAACAACCCUCUCAAGGAAAAGGAGAACAUGUCCAAGACUAAAUUCAAGGAGCCGGAACGAACGAAAAACGAGACCCAGAACAAGCAGAACGAUGGACCACUGGGAACCUUGUCCAACAACCUGGACAAGACUUUGGAAAACCUAAACCCGGACCUUAUAGACAAUCUGGAAUCGUCUACAGCAUCAAACAAAAAGAAAAAGAAGUGCUCCAAAAAGCCCAAAUCUGACACCCAGUGCAUCAAAGGUCGGGGAUCUACUUUGCAAGUGCUGCGCAUUCUCUUCAUUCCCAUGAUCUGGAUAUCUCUAGCCAUGUCUUAGGACUCCUGGUAUCACUCUGAACACAGGACUCAAGAUUGUUGAUGCUCAUGACAAUGAUAACCGAGGAUGCAGUGACAUCUACAACAGACAGUGACUGAAAAGCAGGGAUUCACAUUCACCCACCACGGGUGAGGACAAACAAUGAUGAGGAUGUUAGAGUACAUUUAACAAAAUGGAUGCCUUUACAGAACACUACAGAUCUAAUGUAUAUAAUGAAUUGGUGCCCAAAAUUGUUUGUUCUCUAUGUACUUAACUGUACUGUGUCUAAGCUACACUUCGGAGACUCCUCCCUUUUUCCCUCUCAAAAGCUUUUACUGCUUAGACAGUCCACCGGAAGAAUAAAAAAACGACAAAAAUGAAAAAAACAAGUACAAGAAAUCAGAGACCGAGCGCACACAAAGAAUGUUGGGUCCGUUUAAUGAAGAUAAACGAUUUCCCCCCCAUUAUUUAUUCAAAGUGAUGCAUUUGUUGGGUAAUGUUAUGUUUUGUUUUGUUUUUUUAUGUUUAUAAAAAACAGAUGUUUUACCUCCCCUGAUUUUAGUUCUAUUUUCAUGACAGAAAGGGUGUAUGGGUAGCAUUUACCAAAAGAAUGCUGUCAAUUUGUUUAUGGAGAUUGCAAUGGAACCAUAGAUAUGCAUUUUAUUUUACUUGUGUACAAGUAUGAAUAUAUUAUGAAUAAAAGUUCUUAUUUCGUAGA